AUGUUGACCCACUCUCAUAACCGCAUUCGUGUAUCUUUCGAGUUGAAAAAGUCGAAAAACACGGACAUAUGUAAAGAAGUGUGCGGCAGUCCAGAGGGCUGUUCAAACGUUGCAUACCCCACCAUCGUAGUUAACCUACUUGCUCCAGGUGCGCGCGGUAUGAUGCUUGCGGUUAUGAUGUCAGCGCUGAUGUCAUCGUUGACGUCCAUAUUCAACAGCAGCAGCACCAUAUUUGCCAUGGACAUCUGGACCCAUAUCCGGAAGAAGGUGUCCGAACUGGAGCUGAUGAUUGUGGGAAGGGUGUUCGUGAUUGUCCUCGUCGAUAUAAGUAUCAUCUGGAUCCCGGUUCUGCGGUUGACUGGUACCGAGCUCUAUGUGUAUAUCCAGGAGGUUUCCAGUUUCCUACAGCCACCUAUAUGCUGUAUGUUCCUCCUGGCCAUAUUUUGGCCUCGCCUCAACGAGCAGGGCGCGUUCUGGGGCUUAGUGUUCGGUAUGUUGGUCGGCCUGGCACGCUUCGUGGGCGAGUACUCAUUCAAGGCGCCCGUGUGUGGGGAAGAGGACACCCGCCCCGGUAUCAUCAAGAACUUCCAUUAUCUAUACUUCUCAAUAUGUGUGUUCGUUGUUACCGGGAUGGUCGGCACUAUCGUUACUAUGGCCACCAAACCCAUCGAUCGCCGCUGUAUGAGAAUGGGGAUGUGCCAGAAAAUCCAGACGGUAACGAGGGGGUUGACGUGAUAGUGGAAGACUGGGAUCAUAGCACAAAACACGGGAUUACUUCCUGUUGUCGUCGGAUGUUCAACUGGACCUGUGGGCUGGAGAAUAUCGACAAGACCCAUAUAAACAAACGAAAGGUUUAGAGGGUGGAUAUGGUAGAUAUCGCUGAGAAGCCUCGAUGGAAACUGGUCUCCAACGUAGCAGCAGUCGUCUGUAUGAUCUGCAUGAUCACCGUCGCCAUCGUGUUUGCAUAAACACCGUCGCCAUCGUGUGUGCAUAAACACCGUCGCCAUCGUGUUCACCUUAAUACCGAACUACGUGGAAAUUGGUUACUAUAUAUUGUCGACAACCUACUAUGCGGCAUUAAUCGGGUAAUAGUAAAUGCAAGUGCAUGGAUAUUGAUGACUAGAUACUAAAGACACCGUAUUGCAUGGAUAUUUAUGACUACAUGUAGAUUGUAUUAAAAUCGUAAAACGUCGACAUGGAUGACUAUAUUGUAUACACAUCGUACUGCAUGGAUAUUAAUGGCUAGAUUGUAUAAACAACGCACUGCAUGAAUAUUGAUGACUAGAUUGUAUAAACAUCCUGCAACGUGAACACACGUAGGUUAUUUCUGUUAUUAUGCUUAGUUAACGUCAAUGAGCCUUUGUUUUACACUGUAUGCAAACGACUGGGUGGGGUAACGACGUAGCAAUACUACCAACUGACAAACCAUCUUAAAAUUGUGAUCCGAAUUCAACGGUCACUUGUGGACAACGGUCACUUUGGUCAUUUCCCUUGACUGACCGCUGUUCUCAGGUGUGUCUGUAGAUUGUAUUAAAAUCGUAAAACGUCGGAAUGGAUGACUAUAUUGUAUACACAUCGUACUGCAUGGAUAUUAAUGGCUAGAUUGUAUAAACAACGCACUGCAUGAAUAUUGAUGACUAGAUUGUAUAAACAUCCUGCAACGUGGACAUUUAUGAAUAGAUUGUAUAAACACCGAUCUGCGUGGACACUGGUAACCUCAUUGUAUAAACACCUUACUGCGUUGACAUGGAUGACGUGUUUGUAACAACACGAUACAACGUGAACAUGGCUUACUAGAUUGUAUCAAAAUUGUGCGACAUGGACAUGGUUGACUUGAUUGUAUCAACACCGUACGAUGUUUAUUAAAUCCGUAUAACGUGGAUAUUGACGAUUAGAUUAUAUAUUCAUCUUGCUGCAUGGAUAUUGAUGACUAUAUUGUAUAAACAUCGUGCUAUGUGGAAAUUGAUGACUAGAUUGUAUAAACACCGUACUGCAUUGAUAUUGAUGACUAGAUUGUAUAAACAUCGUGAUACGUGGACAUUGAUGACUAGAUUGUAUAAACACCGUACUGCGUGGAUAUUGACAUUUAGGUUGUUUAAACAACGUACUGCUUGUAUUUUGAUUACUAGAUUAUACACAAACCGUACUGCGUGGACAUGGAUGACAAGAUUGUAUAAACACCGUACUGCAUGGAUAUUGAUAACUAGAUUUUUUAAACAAUUUUAUAAACAUCGUUAGGGUGGAAAUCUGACUAGAUUGUAUAACCAUCGUACAGCGUAGACUACCUGGUCUUGUACUGACUAGAAUGAGCUAACACCGUAAUACGAGGACAUCGCUUGUUCAUAAACCAUUUCGGAUUCAAAACUAACUAUAGCACUGUGGAUGCUAUUUUUCUACUGAAGGCGUUUAUAGAUAAACAACUUAGUACUAAUCAAUGUACGGACAGUACUGGUGUGACGAUGCUUUUGAAGAGGAUUGAUAUAAAAGCAUCUAUUUAAGUUUAUCUACAUCACCACAAUUGUGUAUGUGGGUACGCAAAUUUUGGGUAGGAAAAAAAAUGGGUACAACAAUUUUGGGUACAAAAAUUAUGCCGAAAAAUGGGUAAGAAAAAAGAUUUGUUAACGAAAAAAAUUUGGGUAGGAAAAAACCAAUUGGGAACGAAAAAAAAUGUGGGUAUGAGCAAAAAUUUGGGUACGAAAAAUAAUUGGGUACGAAAAAUGUAGGGUACGAAAAAAACGGGGGUACGGGGAAGUAGUACCCGUGGGGAACUUGAUCCAUUCCGCGAAACUGGGAGCCGGGUUACAUUCUCGAUCAAAUAUAACAAGAAAUAUCUUUAAAAAGAUAUUCGACGUGUAUUUUCUGUACCACUUAUCUUAAAAAUACGUUCUGUUACAGUAAAGCGUGUGUGGGUUAUAAAAUUACGUUUCAGCAUAUAAAUUCAAAACUUGACAUGCUCUUUAAUUACACCAUGCUGUUUAAUUUCACAUGUAUAUCAUACCAAACUUUAUAUUUCGUUGUUUCCUUUCCUAAGUUAAUGAUGCUAUGUGUACGGACGUGAUUUCACAUGCCUAUGUGCAUGAACAUAUAAUCUUUCUCUUUGGAUUAUUGUUUUCUUUAAUUCAAUAAGCUAAGGCAUGAUUGUUCGUUAAGUACGGCAAUAAUUUAAUAAUGAUUCCCGAAAGUAGGUAUGAGCACAUAGUCGUAAGAGCACUUGAAUACGUGAGUUCGCCCAUGAACACAUGGUAAGUUUAACUAAAUCUCCGCGAUAUCCUAAUAUGUGUUUAAAACAGCAAACAAUAUUCAACAAACGAAUGAAUUAUCAAACAUAGUAUGUGCACUGAUGUGGCUCUGUAAUUUAUGUUUGAAAAGUUUAUUAACUAUGCAAAAUGAGAAAGCAAGCAUAAAAGCGUGUUUCACAAAUAUCUAAUGGUUAUUAUGCUGUUUAUAUACCAUAGUCGCUACAACGUUUACAACUCGCAUGACCCAGUUGACAAUGAUCAUGCAGUCUUUAUGAAUGAAAUCUCCAGUUGUAAAGACACAUCUCCGCAUUGGACCAAUGAAAUCACUCGUGUCUUUAAAAUGUCAGUUAGUUGAAAUGUAUGUAAACAAAGGUUUCAAACGGCGCUGGACAGUUAGUCUUGAUGCAUUAUGUAACGAAAAGAACGGUAAUAAUGUUUUUUCAUACGUUUUAUUGAAUUAUGGUAUCGAGGUACAUGACCUUUGUAGGGAAGAUGCCCUUUACUCCGUGAAGAUUUCAGUCUUAAAGACUGCAUGAUCAUUGUCAACUGGGUAAUGCGAGUUGUGUAUCGUGUUAUUUCUUAAAAGUUGACCCAGCAUUUGUACAAAUAUUGCAAGACAUAUACAUUUACAGAAAGAAAAUUCAUUUCUGCGUUGAAUAAGACCGAAAUCGUGAAAAUCGCUGCACAAUUGAUGAAGAUAUGGCUGUUCAAAGCGAUGCACCCGUUUUGGGGUGAUUUUGAGUUGCAUACCUUGUUAUAUAUAUAUAUUCGAUAGUGAUUUUUUUUCAUAAAAUUUAAUUUUCCGUUAUAAUAUGAUUAUUUAUCAUUCAAAUGAUGUUUUUACUAAUUAAUAUCACAGCCACACGCUAACCACCUGUGCCCAAAGCGAGGCUCAAAGGUAUUUUUGCAGUUUACUUCUGCCAGUACUUCUAUGCUUGCAUGCAUUGAAAAGAAUAGUUAAAACUAUAAUUAUAAUGGUACGCAC
Molecule: messenger RNA, 4224 nt
Organism: Dreissena polymorpha
Lineage: Eukaryota; Metazoa; Mollusca; Bivalvia; Myida; Dreissenidae
Product: sodium/glucose cotransporter 4-like
Exons: 8
Coding region: 1-735 (244 amino acids)
Biological process (GO): transmembrane transport
Cellular component (GO): plasma membrane
Molecular function (GO): D-glucose:sodium symporter activity
Source: RefSeq, a predicted model, not a curated record